This is a messenger RNA of Nerophis ophidion (straightnose pipefish), 9940 nucleotides long. RefSeq names its product eyes shut homolog (gene eys). The transcript is spliced from 50 exons. Lineage: Eukaryota; Metazoa; Chordata; Actinopteri; Syngnathiformes; Syngnathidae. Gene Ontology annotation, molecular function: calcium ion binding. Bases 269 to 9211 code for a protein of 2980 amino acids. The record is from RefSeq and is a predicted model, not a curated record.
UUCACGCGCAGGUUGUGCGCAGCGCGCUCCCGUCUCACCUGCUGGUGCGCGAGCCCGAUGAUUAGACCGCUGCGUCUAAUCAAGGAGUUCAAAAGACGCCGCCGCAGCGCAGACUGGAAGAAGGUUUACUAUCCUGGACGAUAACCCAGAGUUGUGCCAAAAACAAAGUACCAGAACCAAAAGCUGAACGGACAGCCGGUUUUGGAAGUAUUGGUGACACUCAGCAGAUGACAACUUGAAACGUCUGAAUCACAAGUGAGAAGAAAAUAUGAAGACGUCACUAUUGAACAUGUUAUCCAUCCUUGUCAGCUUCACAGUCCAUAGUCCUUGCCAAACUGAUUGCAACAAACCGGUUGCACUUGAGUGGCACACUGACCAGCAAACUAUCCAAGUCAACUGGACACUCGUGGAUAACAUUUGUGGCACCACUGAAGAUUGUGUGGGACUUCAGUUCUCUCAGAUUUGCCCACUUCAACUGCAACAUGGCGACAGGCUGUUGAUGGAUGCCGAUGAAAGUCUAAAGUCGUACGGGAUCCAACUACUCAACGUCUCUAAGGACAACUUCGAGAGCUGUUCAACAAACGGGUUGACUGAAGACCAGUUUGUUUUCCCUCAUCACAUAAAUAGAAGCGAACAAAUGGACAGCAAGUGGCUCAAAGCUGGUCAACAAUACUUCAUAGCUCUGCAUGACAAAGACAGUCAGCUGUGUAAACUCGGUUUAAGACUCAACGUGACGUUGAAGACCCAGGAUUGUCAGUCCUCCGCUCUGGUUCCACUUUGCUCCGGGAAUGGUGUUUGUCAAACGGACCAAUGGGAACGGGCUUACUACUGUCGAUGUCAUCACCGAUAUUCUGGGAAGUUUUGCGAAAAAUGGGACGCCUGUUUGGACAACCCCUGUAAAAACAACGGGGUCUGCUUGAGUAGCGGAUCUUCAGAUCCACACCGGAGAAUGUAUACAUGUCUGUGCCCUCCACAUUUCACAGGAACAAACUGCUCUGAAGUCAUUGGAAAGGAAAACUGCAAGAGGAUGUGCACCGACGGGACGUGCGUUCAAGUGUCAUCGACCUCCUUCAAAUGCUUUUGUGGUGCCGAAUUCUCAGGCUCGCCUUGUGAGAGAAAACCCACUUGUGAUCUAAAUCCAUGCAGAAACGGAGGCAUAUGUGAGGAGACUCCCAAAGGUCCGGUCUGUCAUUGUCCUGAAAGCUUCGGGGGCCUUUACUGCGAUCUGAGAGCUGCCCUUGAUUGCAUGUCAAACGCAUGUCGUGAAGAACACAUUUGCGGCGCAGGAGAGCAUGCUCUCGAAUGUGUGUGUGCAGAUGGUAAAGUGGACCCAGCAUGCAACACGACACCGGAACUUGGAACCCGGAACGCGUGCAGCCCAUCACCCUGCCUCAACAAUGCCACCUGUGUGUCCAGGGGAGGUGAUUAUGCGUGCAGAUGCCUGCGGGCGUUUUCCGGGAAGAAUUGUGAAGAAGUAAUUGACUACUGCCGGCUGCUCAAUAUCAACUGCCUAAAUGAGGGAUUGUGUUUGAGUGUAAUUGGCGGAUAUCAGUGUAACUGUACCCCUGGAUGGAUGGGAGAGUUUUGUCAAUACGUGAGCGAUGCCUGCCUGAUAAAACCCAACAGAUGUUUGAACGGCGCCACAUGCAUUACAACCAGUCAGCCGCAGUCCCCUCCGCAAUACACGUGCAGGUGUGCAAAUGGAUUCACAGGAGCUCAGUGCCAGACGGAGAUCAACGAGUGUCUCUCCAACCCCUGCCGGCACAAUGGCACAUGCUUUGACUCGCUUGGACACUACAGGUGCCAAUGUCCCACAGGUUUUCUAGGUCAAAACUGCGAAGUGGACAUAGAUGCUUGUCAACUGUCCAACAACUCAUGCCCUCCAAAGACUGAAUGUUUGGAUCUUUCCCACGGUGUAAGUUAUACCUGCAGGGUGCCUUGCUCCCCAAGCCUUCAGCAGCCAUGUGCCAACGGAGGGCGAUGUGUGUUGAACAGCGCCAACAGCUACACUUGUAUCUGCACACCAGGCUGGUCGGGCCAUAACUGUCGCACCAAUGUCAAUGACUGCGUUCAACAUUGGUGUCAAAACGGCGCUAGCUGUGUAGAUGAGAUUGAUGGUUACAGCUGUCAUUGUCCCAUGGGAUUCUCCGGCUCCUUCUGUGAAGAAGACAUAGACUUCUGUGUGGGUCAUGGCUGCUCUAAGCAUGGUGUUUGCGUGGACCAGCGGUUGAACUUCACCUGCCAGUGCGCGCUCGGGUUUGAAGGGGCGCUGUGUGAAACGGAAACCGAUGAAUGCGGCAGCUUCCCCUGUGCAAACGAGGCCACGUGCGAGGAUCUUGUCGGUGAUUAUCGCUGCCAUUGUUCCCCAGGUUUUGAAGGAAGGUACUGCCGUGAAAAUGUGAAUGAUUGUUGGUCGCUGCCUUGUCUCAAUGGCGGCUCAUGUAUGGAUCUGACAAACGACUACAUUUGUCAUUGUCCUCUUGGGUUCAAGGGAAAGGACUGCUCCAUAGAUAUUGACCUUUGCUCCUUUGGGAUGUGCAGUGAACAUACGAUGAUGUGCACAGAAACCAAGGAUGGCCACAACGUAUCCUGCACAUGUGAACGAGGUUUUGGAGGGUCUUUGUGUGAAGUAAACAUCAACGAGUGCGAGUCACAGCCGUGCCAAAACGAUGGUGUGUGCGUGGAUGGCAGUGACCUGUAUCACUGCUUUUGCUCAGAGGGGUUCGGAGGGUCGAACUGCGAAAUCAAUCAUGAUGAAUGUGUUCAUGGGUACUGCGCCAAUAAUUCCACAUGUAUUGACUUGGUUGCAGACUAUGAGUGCAUCUGUCCUUUGGGCUUUGCUGGUAAAAACUGCUCAACAGCUCUCUCAGCAUGUGCCGUUGAUGUGGACGUCUGCAAAAAUGGAGGAACCUGUUUCCACAACUUAUCCGGAGAGAUACAGUGUGUUUGCCCACCAGGAUUCCGUGGCAGUGACUGCUCUUCAUCUCUGAACCAAUGUACGUCCAAUCCCUGUGACCUCGAGGGCGCCAUCCGCUGCGAAGCUUUUGCAAACACUUACACAUGUGUUUGUCAACAUGGCUACACCGGGCCACGCUGCGGAACAGCCAUGUACCACCACUGUGUCGAAGGCCUGUGUCAACACGGAUCAACAUGCGUGGAUCUGUGGAGAGGCUUCAAGUGUGAUUGUUUACCAGGUUCCACAGGUCGCUUUUGUGAGCAAAACAUUGAUAACUGCGAGGGAAAUCCGUGUGGCGUCCAGAGUGUUUGUGAAAACACCCUCAGUGGCUACAUUUGCUUCUGUGCGCCUGGAUUCAUUGGUGAUAACUGUGAGAUGGAAGUAAAUGAAUGUCUCAGCGAGCCUUGUAGAAGUGGUGGCUUCUGUGAGGAUCAUGUCAGUUCCUUCCGCUGCUUGUGCCCUCUUGGAUUCACAGGGACCCAGUGUGAACUUCAAAUUGAUGAGUGCGCUUCAUCACCUUGCAAGAAUGGUGCCACAUGCUUUGACCAACCUGGUAAUUACUUCUGCCAAUGUGUGGCUCCAUUUAAAGGUCCGAAUUGUGACUUUUUACCCUGUGAGGCCAGUAAUCCCUGCGAGAACGAGGCACUAUGUGUGGAAGAGUUGGACAAGGACCAUUACCCUUUGGGCUUUCGCUGUCGGUGCCGCCGAGGAUUCACAGGUCCUCGCUGUGAAAUCAACUUGGACGAGUGCAGCUCCAGCCCGUGUAUCAAUGGCUUCUGCUAUGAUGUUGUAGACGGCUUUUAUUGCCUCUGCAAUCCUGGUUAUGCUGGGCUGCGAUGUGACAAAGACACUGAUGACUGCGUGAACAAUCUGUGCAGCAGCAACUCAAUAUGCAAAGACCGCCAUCUGAGUUAUGAGUGUGUAUGUCACUCCGGAUGGGAGGGAGAGUACUGUCAACAAGAAAUUGAUGAAUGUUUGUCACAGCCUUGCAAAAACAACGCCCCUUGCACAGACCUCCUCGGCGGUUACAAGUGUUUGUGCUCCCCGGGCUGGACAGGUGUGGAUUGUGCUGAGAAAUUGAGAGACUGUGAAUCCAGGCCUUGUCUAAAUGGAGGUCAGUGUCAGGAGUCCCAUGUACCCGGGGAAUUCUUCUGCACCUGCCCCCCCUUUCUGAGUGGCCCCUUGUGCAACCAGCCUUAUGACCCAUGUGACCCCAUCUACAACCCCUGCCUGCACAACUCCACCUGUUCGACACGCUCCGAUGGAACGCCUUACUGCACAUGCCCAGAUGGAUCUGAAGGAAGCCGGUGCAAAAGUGGCACCGGUGAGUGUGGCUCCAACCCUUGCCGAAACCACGGCACCUGUGUGGACCAGGUCAAAGGUUACAGCUGCGAUUGUAAGAUGGGCUUUUCCGGCCAUGUCUGUGAAGAAGACAUCAAUGAGUGCUCCUCACAGCCCUGCCUCAAUGGCGGCACUUGUCAAGACCUUGUGAACGGGUUUUUCUGCACGUGUCCUGCUGGUUAUAUUGGAACACUGUGUGACCUGACAGGGAACGAUUUUUGUCAAGUUUCACCUUGCCUACAAGAGGGCACCUGUAUCAACAAGCCGACGGGCUUCGAAUGCGUCUGUCGCCGGGGAUACUCAGGGGCACGGUGUGAAGUUAACAUCGACGAGUGCAUUUCAGAGCCGUGCCAAAAUGGUGGGAGAUGUAUCGACGCAGCCGAUCGAUACCGGUGCGUGUGCCCCGCCGGCUUCUUUGGCCCCAGCUGUGAGAGCAACAUUGACGAAUGCUUGUCGGCGCCCUGUUUCCACGGGAGCUGUCAUGAUGGGAUCGCUACCUACUUGUGUCUUUGUGAAGCGGGAUGGUCUGGCAGCAGAUGUGAAGCAAACAUCGAUGACUGUGUCUCUGAUCCAUGUUUGAACGGAGGCUCUUGUGUGGAUCAAAUUGACAGAUAUUCCUGUCUUUGUCGGGAUGGUUACACGGGCAAAGCCUGCCAGUAUGACAUUGACGUUUGCGAUGAGGUUGGACAUAUUUGUUCUCACGGCGCUACAUGCAUUGACGGCAAAGGAUCAAACUUCACUUGCAGCUGUCCCGCAGGUUUCACGGGGGAUUUCUGUGAAGUGGAAGUUAGCGAGUGUGCAUCAUCUCCCUGCCAUAACAAUGCUAUUUGCCAAGAUGGUAUUAAUAGCUACGUCUGCCACUGCGGGUCAGGUUGGACAGGCCUUCACUGUGAGGCUGACAUUAAUGAGUGCCUUCCACAGCCCUGCAACCAGGGGAUAUGCGUCCAGAAUGAUCCCGGCUACGGCUACACCUGUUUCUGUCGUCCUGGAUUCGUGGGGAGGAACUGUGAGCACAACUACGAUGAUUGCCUCUUAAAUCCAUGUCCAGAAGCAUAUUCCUGCAUAGAUGGCAUCAACAAGGUCACCUGCCUCCCUCCAACUACAGAUGCCGUUCCCUUGGAGACUGCACUCAAGAACAUCACUGGCGGCUUCACACCUCGUGUGCAAACGCCAACACUCAGUCCCACGCCGGCAGCUGAGCAAUCCACAGAUGCAUACAUCCACUACUUUGGGGAUUCCUAUUUGGAGUUUGAAGGGAUUGAGCUGAGCAUCGUCAACAACAUCACCGUGCGAUUUCAGACUCAAGCAGACCAUGGAACUAUCGUUUAUGUGGGUCAAGGACCAGCGAAAAGGAAUGCAUUCUUCAUGGAACUCUUUGUCAUGGAUGGGCUGCUGCAGUUUGUUUUUUCCUGCAAUGAGGAAGAAGAUGUUUCAUGGAUGGACACACAAAUGAAAGUCCACGACAGCAAAGUGCACAUCGUCAACAUCAGACUACGCAUGGCCCCUUGUGGGGCUGAGAUCACUCUUUCCGGCCAUGACAGAAUCAAAAGUGCUGUGCGCAAUAACUGGCAAGGACACAAAAUAAGAAGAACAAACCACAUCUUUGUAGGCGGUCGACCACAACAGUACUCCACCAAUCAGAGUAAACAACCUUUCCACAACUUUACUGGCUGCAUUGAAAUUACUGAAUUUAAUGAAGUCAGGAGUUUUCACACAUCGGAUGCCAUUGCUGGCGGCAACACAGAACCAUGCAGUUUAAACACAACGUCUCCUCCCACACAUGAAGCUUGCGGUGAUGGCGUUUGCCUCAAUGGUGGAACGUGUCGUGACUUGCAAAAACCUGGUAGAUCAACAUCUUCCUGUCACUGCCCGCUCCAUUUUUCUGGAACUUUUUGUGAAAAGGAUAUCAAAGUAUACAUCCCGUCAUUCGAUGGUUCGUCGUAUUUGGAGCUGCAGUCCCCAGCAUCCAUCCUCCAGUCCUCUGACGCCAGCAAUAAUGUAACCUCUGGUGUCAAGGACACCGCCGUUACUCUCCAUUUGACUAUGAAAACUUGGUCUAUACAGGGCACCAUCCUUUACACUCGGGAGCAGAGCUUGGAUGGUGCUUUCCUUCACGUGUUUCUUCAAGACGGACGUCUCGUUGCUGAGCUUAAAUGCAACCCUGAACGUGUCCUGCAUGUGACGGCCGCCCAGACCGUCAACAAUAACCAAUGGACACCAAUUAUGAUCCGAUACAAUCUGCCCGCCGGCAAACAAGCAGAGUCAUGUAUGAUUGAAAUUGCAGUAGAUAAUGGCCCGGCUCAGCAUCUCCAGGAGUCCGUGUCACAGACUGUGUCAAAGAGAACAUUUGGGCCUAUUUUUCUUGGCGAAGUUUCCUCCCCCUGGGAUCUGCAUGAAGAGCUUGCAAAAAGUCACAGGAGAUUUAUUGGAUGUAUCAGGCAACUUCGGGUCAACUCAAAGGAGAUAUUCCUGGUGGGGGAUGCUGUGAGAGGGAGGAACAUCCAGAACUGUGACCCGCCAGUUUGUCAGCACCUGCCCUGUCGGAAUGGAGGAACUUGCAUCAGUGAGGCAGAUCACUGGUUCUGCGAGUGCCCCUCACUUUACACCGGCCCCCUGUGCCAGUUCACGGCCUGCCAGAGUAACCCCUGCAGCCAUGGCGCCACAUGCAUCCCAAAGUCGCCACAGGAGGCAGUGUGUCUCUGUCCUUAUGGAAGACAAGGCCUACUGUGUGACGAAGCCGUCAACAUCACCCGAGCCAGAUUCAGCGGAACUGACGAGUUUGGCUACACGUCUUUUGUGGCCUAUUCCAAUAUCCCCAGUCUCAGUUUCUACUACGAGUUCCAGCUCAAGUUCACGCUGGUCAAUAGGUCGUCUGCCGUGAAAGACAACCUGAUCCUGUUCUCUGGACGGAAAGGACAAGGCACGGAUGGUGACGACUUCCUGGUUCUGGGGUUACGGAAAGGGAGAGUUCUGCAUAAAUUCAACCUUGGAUCAGGCAUAGCAACCAUAGUGUCGGACCGACUGAACCUGCAACUGGAUGUCCACACGGUCACAUUCGGAAGGUCCAACAAAACAGGAUGGCUGAAGGUUGAUGGACAAAGAAUCAGAACAGGCUCGUCUCCAGGACCUCUGCGAAGCCUCCAUGUUGUCAAGCAACUCUUUGUGGGCGGAUACAAUGAGUACAGCGCUGAACUGCUGCCAUUCGGCUCCAGGUUCCGUCAAAGCUUUCAGGGAUGCAUUUUGGAUGUGCACUUUCGAACAAGAAGAAAUGGAACAUUCCAAACUGUGGGCCAUCCAGCCUAUGGGAGAAGUGUGGGCCAGUGUGGUCUCGACCCUUGUGUUCAUGUCCAGUGCAGGAAUGGAGGGACAUGCAUGGACUCCGGUUCGUCCGUGUAUUGCCAGUGCCCUUUUGGAUUGAAAGGAGCGCUCUGCUCGGAGAAGGUGUGGGUGUGCGAUGCAGCGCACAUUCCCCCGCCUCUGUGCGCCCACGGCUCCACCUGCAUCCCUCUUCCCAAUGGAUAUACCUGUCAGUGUCCCCUGGGCACGGCGGGACUCCACUGCGAGAAAGCUGUGAGCAUCAGCGAUCCAUCCUUCAGUGCAGAACAGUCCUCGUGGAUGUCCUUCCCUCCAAUGAAUGUCAGGCACAGGACUGUGUUGCAGCUGCAGUUCCAGCCUUUGUCACCUGGGGGCGUCCUUGUUUAUAUAGCUCAGCGUCUUGGGGAGAGAGCUGGGGACUUCAUCUGCCUGUCUUUGACGUCCAAUGUGGUGCAGCUGAGGUACAAUCUCGGAGACGCUACCCACGUCCUUCGAAGCGUUAACAGAGUAGACCUGCACGCUAGAACCUGGCACACCGUCACGGCAGGUCGGAUCGGUCGGCGCGGAUUCCUAACCCUGGAUGGCGAGGAGGUGACGCACGAUGCCACGGAGAAGAUGAGCUCCCUGGACGUCACCACCGACGUCUUCGUCGGCGGCGUCCCCGCUCUGAUACCCGCAGACGCCACGGGAGGAGAACCGCCGGGGUUCGUCGGCGGAAUACGGGAAGUGAUCCUGAACGGGCUGGAGCUGGAGUUGACGGAGAGAGGAGCUCUCAGCGGGGCGAAUGUCGGCGACUGGGACGGGGGCGCCUGCGGAUACAAAGUGUGCAAGAACGGAGGUCGAUGCAGCUCGACGGGAAAUGACGCCGUCACGUGCGAGUGUCCGUCGCCGUGGACCGGCCCGCUUUGUGACCAGUCGCUCAGCUGCGUCAACAACAUCUGCGGGCAAGGCGCCGUUUGUGCACCGGUCGGCGUCGCUUCCUAUCGCUGCAUUUGCCCCCUAGGGUGGGGAGGGAGGUACUGCACCAGAGAGGUAAACACUGGUACUUUGAAGUUCGUGGGACAGUCGCAUGUGAAAUACCGGGAUGGAAAGUACAACAGGAGACAUUUGAGAUACACUCGGGUGUCGUUCAGCUUCCGUGCGGACACGACUGACUGUCUGAUCAUGUGGUUAGGAAAGGCGGGACAUGAGGACGAUGAUUUCCUGGCUGUCGGGCUUGAGAAAGGACGACUUAAAGUGGCCGUUAAUCUCGGCGAGAACGUUUCGAUCGUUUCUCUGUCUGCCAGUCCGACAUUGUGCUGCCACACGUGGCACCACGUCUCCUUUGUGGUCAACUCUACUGUCAUCCAAGCGGACUUAAACCACACAAGGAUUCUAAGCGAGGACGUGGAGCCACUCGGACGAUACGUAGCCUUGAACUAUGGCGGACUGUUGUACUUUGGAGGAUUCGAACUGCACACCGACAUAUCAGUCCUGACGUGGAGGUUGUUUUCGAGGGGCUUCCAGGGAAGUCUUCGAAACGUUUCCUUUUUUGACGAGCCACUCCGGUUCUUAGAAAGCAGCGAAGGCUUUAAUGUGUUUGAUGGAAAUGAGUCGUAGUUUGUCGUGUGCAGUGUUCCGCUGUUUUACCAAGGUUCUGUUAGAACCCCAAAUUCAAUAUGUAUGCGGAACAAACUGAACUUUUUAGUUUCUUUCUUUGGCUUUUCUGUGGAUCUUGUGAUGCCAACAUAGUGUUGAAGGAUGCUGAUAUGUUUAAGAGUUAUUCCGUUUUACAUAGCCAUGUCUAGAGUAGAUAGUACUUUUCAUCAUCAUCAUCAUCAUCUUCCGCUUAUCCGAGGUCGGGUCGCGGGGGCAACAGCCUAAGCAGGGAAACCCAAACUUCCCUCUCCCCAGCCACUUCGUCUAGCUCUUCCCGGGGGAUCCCGAGGCGUUCCCAGGCCAGCCGGGAGACAUAGUCUUCCCAACGUGUCCUGGGUCUUCCCCGUGGCCUCCUACCGGUUGGACGUGCCCUAAACACCUCCCUAGGGAGGCGUUCGGGUGGCAUCCUGACCAGAUGCCCGAACCACCUCAUCUGGCUCCUCUCGAUGUGAAGGAGCAGCGGCUUUACUUUGAGUUCCUCCCGGAUGGCAGAGCUUCUCACCCUAUCUCUAAGGGAGAGCCCCGCCACACGGCGGAGGAAACUCAUUUCGGCCGCUUGUACCCGUGAUCUUAUCCUUUCGGUCAUGACCCAAAGCUCAUGACCAUAGGUGAGGAUGGGAACGUAGAUCGACCGGUAAAUUGAGAGCUUUGCCUUCCGGCUCAGCUCCUUCUUCACCACAACGGACCGGU